This is a messenger RNA of Bipolaris maydis ATCC 48331, 1487 nucleotides long. RefSeq lists its product as uncharacterized. Gene Ontology annotation, molecular function: DNA-binding transcription factor activity. The record is from RefSeq and is a predicted model, not a curated record. NCBI's taxonomy places the organism in Eukaryota, Fungi, Ascomycota, Dothideomycetes, Pleosporales, Pleosporaceae. Gene Ontology annotation, biological process: regulation of DNA-templated transcription.
GCGCUCAUCAUACUAUCCCACUCGCCGUUCCGUUGUUCGUACACGCUACACCUUGUCAACUGGACCACCUUGCGACACCAUGCUAACCACUCCCGCACAACUCCCUAGCCCGGUGGAAAGCCAGGAAAAUAACGUCUCAACCAACAACAACAAUAACAACGAUGCGGCCAGCACAGACAAGCGGAAACCAGUGCGCCGCGACCAAGAGAAACGACGUCAGCAAAACAUCAAGGCACAGAAAAAAUACCGCGACAAACUGAAGAGACGCCUCGAUCAACUCGAGACGCUCGCCGCCACCGUCGCUGAAGGCGCUGCAAUAGCUGAGACAACCACUCCUGAUGCCGUCGUCAUCACAACUCCUGCACCUUCAAGUGUGUCGUCGAGAAUAUCGUCACGAAGCAUCACAGCCGAUGGCCAGAUCAUGUGUCAUUACUUGGGACAAAGUCUCAGUGAAUAUAGCAGUGAAUCUACUGCCUUCUCUGACCUCGACCUCUCCACCUCCAUCUUCUCAAACUCUCCUUCGGACCUCGCCCCUUGCGACCCAGCCAGCUCCAUCGACAUGUCCAAUCUGAUCCAAACCGUCGACGCCACGUCGAGGUUGCAUCCUUGGAUUGAUUAUGUCGAGUGUGGGUGUGUCAGCCCCCACGUUCAGGCCAGCUCAGCAGUAGGCAUCAGCGGAUACCGCGAUCUGAAAGCGCUGAACCCCGACUUGAGCCCGUUCCCGGUCGACCCCGUUGACUACACGCUCAGUGUCGAACGCAUCUGCAUUGUGCGCGCAGUCACGGCAAACCGCCUGCAUCUCGGCAUCACCGAGGAAAUGCUCUGUCAUGAUGAUGCUGAAUCUCCCUUCUUCCGCCCUUUCCGCAACACCAUCGGCGAUUCUGGGAUUGAGGGCGUCGUCAGAACCAUGCAGUCCAUUUUCAAGAGUCUAAAGCCCGAUCUUAGGCCGAUAAAGGAACAGAUUAUGAUCAGACAUCAUCCCAUUAUCGAUCUUCUCCCAUUUCCCACGUUGAGAAAGAACCUGAUUAGCAAACAAGACUCCUUCUACAACCAGGAGCUUUACUAUGAUUUGAUUAGCGGAUUGGUCUGCUGGGCCGGUGUUGGAAGGUCUGCAGGAAAUUCUGCUCCCGGCAUACCAUCGACAAUCACGCCUUGGGACGGCAGAAGCUGGGAGGCUAGGACAUGGUUCUUGCAGAAGUACUGGACGGAAGUUGGCGGUGAAGAAGGAGAAUUAGUGCGACAGAGUGAAUGGUGGCGAAGAAUGAGGGGAGAGGACACUUCUCUUUGGCUAGGAGCCUAGAGGGCGCUAGCCUUGUUUAUCUCGUGACGUUCUAAUUUCUUUCAACAUGAUAUUUUAGCUGUUCGCUUAGGUUUCGUAUGAUAUAUGUGUGGUUCGAUUAGAACUUGGCGUUGAAUCGGGAGGGGGGAGUUUUGGCGUUCAAAGGAGAAAUAGUAGAUCAGAUCAUAUUCGAUGUUUGUCGACUUGA